GCAAUAAUUGCAAAAUGGAAACGUGAAACGAAAACAAAAUACGCAAAUAACUAAAACUAUUGCAACAACAACAACAACAAAGAGCGUAAAAUGGGCACAUAAAUGCACAAAGCCACAACAAUAACAAUAACAACAACAGCAAGCGUUUCUAAAGCUUUAAGCAAAGCAGCCAAAGAAGAGGAAGCAGCAACAGCAGCAGGAGAACAACCACCAAAAUUGCAGCAACAAUUGUCAAGAGCCAAUUUCAAUUGUGAGUGCAAGCGAGUCCCCAAUAUGCGUCUAGACAGCGGCUCUCUGUCACGCCACAGGGCCAGAGGCGGCUGUUCGCUGUCGCUACCGUUGCUGCUGCUCUUACAGUUGACGCUUUGGGCUGCGACGGCGACGGCGACGCCCGUGCAGUCACGUUUUCUUGUAAAAAGAGAAACCUCCCAGGUGGGGGAUAUGGGCGUGGAUGCCCAUACGACUGACCCUGACAUUGUUCAGCGAAACAGUGAAAGUGCGAGCGGAUCGGAGACGACAACAGCAGCAACAACAAUUCUAAGCAAAAGCAUGGUCGAAGCCGAGUUAGCGGCGCAAUUGCAGCUGAGUACAACAACAACAACAGAAGUGCCCAAGCAGAUAACAUUGUUAACAAAUGAACUGGGCCCGCUGCCUGUAAACAGCAGUUCAACAGGGAGCCAGGCAGUUAAUCAGCAGCAAUCUGUAACUAACGGGAACUACAGCAAUGUUCUGUUAACCUUAGCAGAGAAAGAGAAUGCUGGAACUGUUAGGCAGUUGGAGGAGCAGUCAGAGCAACAGCCAGUUAACAGUGGCAUGCAGCAACAGAGCUCAAUAAAUAUUACAACAGAGAGCGUAGCAAAGCAACAGUUGAAUGUAACAACAGAGACGCCGACUGUACAAAUGCAGGAUCAGCUCAAAUCUCAAGAUCAACAAUUGAAAGAAUCGUCAACUGCUGCUUCAACAACAACAACAACAACAACUGCAGCAACGACACAGCGUGGCGAAGAUCAUGCACGAGCCAUGCAGUUCGCCAGCAGCACUGAAAGUCUGGUAGUCUUGGCUGUGACACCCAUGAAGCUGCGUGCACUGCCCAUGAAAACAACAAUAACAACCACAUCAACGCCGCAGUUGUUGGCUGCGCUGCUGCACGCUGGCGUCACAGUUGCGCCCAGUGCUUCGCAUGAAAAUGUUAUCGAAGAAGAGCAGGUGAAGAUGCAACCGCAGCACGAGAAACGUGCGAAGUUCAUCAGCGACAAUUCGACAAAUGCGCAGCAGCUGACGCUGCCGAAUGCGGCCGAGGUGUGGAGCUUGGCAGCCAUGAAAAUGGUGCCAACAACAACAACAACAUCAACUACUAUAGCGCCUACAGAGCUGGCAAAUGAAGUCGAGCUGCAGCAGCAGAACCAAACCGAGCAGCAUAAGGAGAAAAAUCUGUUAGACUGGCAACAGAUAAUGUUAAUGCAGACUAGUCAAGAGAAUCGAACAGAGCUUACGAUGAGCACAACGCUUGAUGCAACGGAGGCGGCAACGCAGGCGACAACAUUGAAACUGGAUGCUACGUUAGCCGAGACAGAGAUGGCAACACCAGCUAACAGCGCUGUAACAGCUGCCCCAACAGCAACAGGGGAUGAUUCUGACCCAACAGAUCAGCUAAUGGCAGCUUUCUAUGCAAAGCCUGAUUUAGCAUCAGGUACAGCAAUAGUAUCUGCACAGCCAGAGAUAAAAACUGCAAUAAAAGACAAUUUCGAUAUUAUUACAACAGAGACAACUACACAGCCCGCGCAGUUAGCGUUAAUAGAACUGGAAAAUAAUAAGUCAAAACUAGUUGAAUAUGAGGAAAUAAUAACAGGGAAUGCAACUGCGCAGCCAUCAUUAACAGAACUGGCAGAGCUUAGCUCAAAAUCAGGCAAAACAGAGGUGAAUGCAACUGCGCAGCCAGCGUUAACAGAACUCGCAAAGCUUACCUUAAAAAUGAAUGAGACAAUAGAUGAAGUUGAGUUAACAGCCAACGAAACGCAGGCGAAUCCAACUGCGCAGCCAUCAUUGACAGAACUGGCGAAGCCUAUCUCCAAAUCCGGCGAAACAGAGGUGAAUCCAACUGCACAGACAAAGUUAACAGAACUGGAAAAGCUUACCUCAAAAGUAAAUGAGACAAUAAAUGAAGAGGAGCUAACAGCCAACAGCACAGAGCAGCCAACAUUAACAUCUGCACCAACAAAAGAGGACGCUACAACACAAACAGCGAACACAGCUGCGCAGUCAACGUCAACAGAGUCGACAAAGCUUGAUGAUGUUGCUGUGAUAACAGAGCCUGCAAUAACAGUGAUGACAACAACAACAACGGCAGAGCCAGAGACAGCUGCAACAAUACCGACGACACCUGCUGCGCCGCCAACAGCUGUGACCGAGCAGCCUGCAACAAGAGCAACAACAGCAGCAGCAACAACAACAACUACUACUACUACAACGACAACAACUGCUUCAACAGCUUUGCCAAGUGCGUUGAACGACACCCGCAAUGCGAGCGAAUUGGCAAUGAAAGCGACGGCAAAUACAAAUAAUGAAAACGGCGAUAAAAGCAACAAUGUCGACAGCGAGAGAAACAGAGGCGACGACGACGACGACGACGUCAUAAACGUCUCCGCCGCCGUCUCAACAGUCUCAACGACCGAGCGACAGCCAAUAACAGUUAGUAUGCGAACAGCUGGCGAAGCGAGCACAACAACGACGUUGAGGACGGCGACGCAAAAGUUAACGCCAACGUCAGCGCCGACGCCGACACCGCGAAUUUUACUCGAGGAACAAUUAGCAAUAACAACAACUUUGGCAACGCCAACGCCAGAGCCAACGGAAAUCGUCCAAAUUAGCAAUGAAGUCAAUUUAGAAACAAUUACAGUUAAAAAUGUGACAAAAGACAAUAAUAAUUUAUUAAUUGAAAAUAGCAGUGAGAGCAGUGAGGGCAAACACAAUAACAGUGACAGUGCAGCUCAGCCAAUCAAUAACAGCGCUGACAAAAUUCCAGAACUUCAUAUCAAUAAUAACAGUAGUGCCACUACAACAACAACUACAACAAACAUACCGCUCUUAACAGAUGUCAAGUCUAAUAGUAAACUGAAUGUGCAGGAGACAUUGUUGGAAACGAAUAACAUUGGCGAAACAGUAGCAACCACAACAUCAACAACAGCAAUACCUACUACUAUUCAUACUACUGUUAGCUCAGCAGGAUCAACAGAGACGGCUGCUGUUAAUGUGCUGGUAACAAAAGUAGCACCUACAACUCCUUCCACUGUUGAGCUUUACAAUGUGGACAGCGAUGAUAAUGAAGAUAAGCGGCAGCAAAUUGAACAUGAAAGUGUCACUGAGCAACAGUUGCUAAGUAAAACAAAAAUGGCGAAUGCAACAACAACAACGACAACAACAGAAGCAACAGUAGGCACUGUGGCAACUGUUACGCAGCAGCUGCCAAUAACGUCAACCACCACAGAGGAGCCUUUUAUAAGUUUACUAGAUGACAGCACCACAACAACAAUAGCAACACCCACAACAACAAUCACAACACCAGCCAAAGAAGCAACAGAAGCAACAACGACAUCAGAGCCCAUUUACAGCUCUAGCAGCGCCACUAACGUUAGCAUUCACAGCCACAAUAACAGUAUGCUGCCUGAUGAAUUAACCACCAGCAACCCCAUGUUAUUGCCAUCACAAUCGCCCACCGAUGUGACUCAUAACAUGCAACAGCCGCACGGCAACACUGGCACCGAUGUUAACGUCAUUAUUGCCAUCACUGUUAGCGUUAUUGGCGUUGUGGCCCUAAUCCUUCUUGUUGCCUUCCUCUACUUGAUGCGUAAACGUCAAAAGCAGAUGUCCUACAGCCAACGCUGUCGUCCAGUCAGCUUGGACGCCUACUCCCUGGACAACGUUUCUGUGUUGGGCAGCGUGCGACGCAAGGGUCGCGAUUUGCGUGCCUCGAAACGAACUUAUGGCAAUGCCGCCUUCGAUGAUCCCUCGCUGCGGCAUAAUUUGCUCAGUGCCACGGAGCUGGGCAAGUUUCUGGAGAGGCGCUCGAGUAUAUUUGAGGAGUUCCGGGAUGUGCCGCAGAUUAUUGCGCGGGCCGAUGAGGUGCCAGCGGGAUGUGAGGAUAAAAAUCGCUACGCUAACGUAAUUCCGCUUCCUGAGACUCGGGUGGUGCUCCAGCGCCAGGGUGAUGAUGACAAAACGGAAUACAUUAAUGCCAAUUAUGUGCGGGGACCGCGCGAUGCGCCCAACUAUUAUAUUGCCUGCCAAGCGCCCCUGGUGAGCACUACGAGCGACUUUUGGCGUAUGAUCUGGGAGCAGCAAUCCCGUGUCAUUGUCCAAGCGACCGAUCUCACCGAGAAUGGCAUUGAGCGUUGUGCCGAGUAUUUACCGCCAUCGGUUACACUGGAUAAUCACAGCAGUUAUGGAGACUUCCAGGUGACAUUGAAGCAUCGCGAAGUCAAGGACAAGUACGCGAUCUCAACUCUAAUGCUAAAGCGUGUGGAUGGUGCCGAGUGCCGUGAGUUGACCCACUAUUGGUACAAAUGGCCCGAGACGGGUGUACCCCAAGAUGAGGCGCCCCUCAUUGCGAUGCUGCUCGAGGCACGAUCCUCCCUUAAAUCGUAUGCUUUGGAGCAGGCCAAUGAACUGAAGCAUGAGAAGUCCUCCACGCUGACGCUAAAAUCGCUGGAGGGGCAACAGGCGAAGGCAGAGGAGGCCAAUGCGACGGCUGCUCAGGAGGAAGCGUCCAGCACAUCGAGCAACGAGAUUAACGGCAAUGUGGCCAACAGGACACCGCGCAGUCAGCAGGGACCGCUAACAGUUCACUGCUCCCCAGGUACGGGCCGUACCGGCACGAUCAUUGCCUGUGACAUGGCUAUACGGAGUCUGGAGACCCCGAAGCGUUCGGUGGAUAUACCCCAGUUGGUGUACUAUGUGCGUCGGGGUCGAGCUAGCGCUGUGCAGACCAAGGAGCAAUACGAAUUUAUCUAUAAGGUGGCCAAUAUGUAUGCGACCAAAAUCACAAAUCUGUCAAAUGAUAAUUGAGAGACUGUUCUAUAUAGAGAGACAGCUGAAACCAUUGGAACAAGUCCUUAUACAUAGAAAUGCUGUAUGCAUAUUAUAGUCAUAGUUCAUAUAUCUUAUAAAUAUUUACAGCUAACUAUAUAUACGUGUGUAUGUAUAUAUUUAGAUAGUAACUUUAUGUAUUAGUAUAUUAUGUACCUAGGUAUUAUCUAUGAUAUAUAUACACCUGCAUGUGCUGGCAAAAAUUUCAUUUGAUUAUUGUAUGUAUUCCUUUAUUAUUGUGAUAUAUUCGUAUAUUUGUAAAUCUCUUGUAUAAUCUGUUGCAUAUUUAUAAUUAAGGCUUUGUUUAUUAUUAUAUUUUUAU
Molecule: messenger RNA, 5404 nt
Organism: Drosophila arizonae
Lineage: Eukaryota; Metazoa; Arthropoda; Insecta; Diptera; Drosophilidae
Biological process (GO): protein dephosphorylation
Molecular function (GO): protein tyrosine phosphatase activity
Source: RefSeq, a predicted model, not a curated record